GUUAAUUUCUCCAGUUAAGAUCUUCGCGGGAUUUCAGUUCGGGUCUAGGUUCGGGACCUGUGGGCGGGACGAGAGGAAGAAUGACUGUUGUCUUCGCGGUUCUUGAUCCGGAACUUAUCAAGGAGUCCCGGAAGAGGUAAUUCGUGGGCUAGAAGCGUGUUCACUACGCGAGGGGGAAAACGGAGCGGCGCGAGUGAGGCGUUGGUGAGGUUCUCUAGAUGCUCUCCAAAUCCUUGGUGAUGGAAUAUUUGGCUCAUCCUGGUGCACUUAGCGUGGCUGCCGGAGUUGCUUGUGGCAUGUGCCUGGGUUGGGGUCUCCGUGUACGCUUUGGGAUGACUCCCAAAAGCUCAGUGAGCGAGAUAGACACAGAGACUGGAAGUGAAGCAAGCAUCUUAGGAGAAAGUGGGGAGUACAAAAUGAUUCUUGUGGUUCGAAAUGACUUGAAGAUGGGAAAAGGGAAAGUAGCUGCCCAGUGCUCUCAUGCUGCUGUUUCUGCCUACAAGCAAAUUCAAAGAAGAAACCCUGAAUUGCUCAAACAAUGGGAAUACUGUGGCCAGCCCAAAGUGGUGGUCAAAGCUCCUGAUGAAGAAACUCUGGUUGAAUUAUUGACCCAUGCAAAAAUGCUAGGACUGACUGUAAGUUUGAUCCAAGAUGCUGGACGUACUCAAAUUGCACCUGGUUCUAGAACUGUCCUGGGAAUUGGGCCAGGACCAGCAGAUCUAAUUGACAAAGUCACUGGUCACCUAAAACUUUACUAGGUGGAAUUUUGUAUGAUGAUUGUCCCACCACAAUGUGUUUUGAAACUGUCAAAUUCUAACAAUAAAACUGAAAUUCUCCCCCUACUUUAA
Molecule: messenger RNA, 848 nt
Organism: Herpailurus yagouaroundi (jaguarundi)
Lineage: Eukaryota; Metazoa; Chordata; Mammalia; Carnivora; Felidae
Gene: PTRH2
Product: peptidyl-tRNA hydrolase 2
Exons: 3
Coding region: 219-758 (179 amino acids)
Biological process (GO): negative regulation of anoikis; positive regulation of anoikis
Cellular component (GO): cytosol
Molecular function (GO): peptidyl-tRNA hydrolase activity
Source: RefSeq, a predicted model, not a curated record